AUGAUUCCUGGAGACCUGAUCGCGAUCGAUCGUGUGGUACAUAAGCACUGGACCGUUUACAUCGGAGAAGAUGAAGUGGUUCAUCUUGUUCCAAAUUAUAUUCGUUCUUCAGAAGGAGAGGUGAGGCGCGACAAGCUCAGUGACGUGCUCAACGGCGACAGCUACCAAGUCAACAAUCUUCUGGACGACAAGUACAAGCCUCGCGACCCUGACGUCAUCGUGAAAGAGGCCAAGAAGAGGAUUGGACCGUCAAAGUACGAUGACGUCAAUUAUAACUGCAAACACUUUGCGACAGAGAUGCGAUACGGCAAACCAGAGUCAAGACAGGUGGGUGUCAUGUUGACCUGUCCAGGGUGUGACUCUGGAAUUGGCACCAGCAGCCCCCGUGACUGUGGAAUGUGGCGGAUGAAGCCUCUGAGAUCCAAAGAGGUCAAAGAGACAUUUUGUCCCUAA
This is a messenger RNA of Solea solea (common sole), 453 nucleotides long. RefSeq names its product phospholipase A and acyltransferase 4-like. Lineage: Eukaryota; Metazoa; Chordata; Actinopteri; Pleuronectiformes; Soleidae. The coding region runs from base 1 to 453 and encodes 150 amino acids. Gene Ontology annotation, molecular function: glycerophospholipid phospholipase A1 activity; A2-type glycerophospholipase activity. The transcript has 3 exons. Gene Ontology annotation, biological process: N-acylphosphatidylethanolamine metabolic process. Gene Ontology annotation, cellular component: cytoplasm. The record is from RefSeq and is a predicted model, not a curated record.